Oncorhynchus gorbuscha (pink salmon) is the source of this 3211-nucleotide messenger RNA. It is a transcript of the gene tmem64, whose product is annotated as transmembrane protein 64. Bases 821 to 1885 code for a protein of 354 amino acids. The transcript has 3 exons. Lineage: Eukaryota; Metazoa; Chordata; Actinopteri; Salmoniformes; Salmonidae. The record is from RefSeq and is a predicted model, not a curated record.
ACAACCAGAGCGGUGGCUGGUGGAUGAAUAGCGUUCAACGUCAACACCAUUUACUGUUGUGGGCUGAACAAGUAAUAAGACGCAGCUGGCUAUCAGACGGACUUAGACAACACGGUUAUCACUGUGCACCAGGAAGACAAGGUCCAUGUCCGGUGACUCUGCCGGUUGGGACGGGUUUCUAGGACUUUACACAGACAGCAGCUGACCGACUCGGUGGAGUAGCAACUCGCUGAUUUUUACGAUCAAAUAGGACAGACGACUCGCAAAAGUUGUGAUUCUUGCACGGAUUUAUCUUUGGACCGUUUUCGUAUCGAUACGAAUAGUUGGCUUGAUCAGCCGUUUUUUUUUUUUUUAGCAAUACCGUGACUUUCUGGUUUGUUGUCGUCGUUUUGCCUCCGUUCUCCAGAUUAACGGCGACCGAUGCUUUUCAACGCACUGAUUGUUUCAUUUUACGUUCGCCUCCGAUUCGAGGCGAUGUGGAAACGUUUUUUAUAAAUCAUUGGACUGGCAUGUCUCCCAAUUUGGUGAAUCAAAGAUCAAGAACUGUCAGACUGAACGGUCCUUCUUAUAACGGCAACCCAGACCGGGAAUCAUUUCCGUUUGAAGCCUAUGGAAACGGUGAUCCUCUAUGCUGAAGAAUAGACAUGUGUCCCCAACACAGAAACCAUCGAUAACCUUCCUCACUGUCCGCACGUCACCCCAAUUACAUUUCUCACGUGUCACUGUACAUAUUCAAGUUCACACAACGCUCCAUCUUAAAUCUGGGCACAACCAGUCAGCGUGACUGUCCAUCUUCCUGAGACUCGGCUGUCGGGCCACCAUGUGGGGCGCAGGGUCGCCGCCGUCCCUGCAGGUCGUCCUAAAGGUCCUUAAACACGCCGCGGUCAAAGGGCAGAUCCAGCUGAACCGCUGGCUCCAGAGAUCCUCCCCGGACGAGUGCGAUAAAAUGGACCUCUUGAUAUGCAACGCCUUUGACGAGAGAGGAGGCGCCGUCGGCAAGUCUGAUGGAGACCCGGAGAGCGUCGUUGACACUGGCGUGUCAUUCACCGGUGGCGCCACCAACGGGGAGUUCAGACACCCGUGUUGUAUUACCACGUGUUGCUUCAAGAGUGCCCUCCUGGCAUGCAUUCUGACAGCUGUGUGCUUCUCCUCCGUGGCUCUAGUCCGACAGUACCUCAAGGACCUUCUUCUCUGGGUGGAGAGCUUGGACAGCCUGGUUGGAGCCUUGCUGUUCAUAGUUGGUCUGAUCACUGUGUCCUUCCCAUUCGGCUGGGGGUACAUCGUACUGAACGUGGCUGCGGGAUACCUCUACGGCUUCGUGCUGGGUAUGGGACUGGUGAUGGUGGGCGUGCUCAUAGGUACCUUCGUGGCUCACCUGGUGUGUAAGAGACUGUUGACUGACUGGGCGAUCAACAAGGUGGCGAACUCUGAACAGCUCAGUGCUGUAAUCCGGGUGGUGGAGGGGGGGAGUGGACUCAAAGUGGUGGCCUUAGCGAGACUCACACCCAUUCCCUUUGGACUCCAGAAUGCCGUGUUCUCAAUCACAGACGUGUCGUUGCCAAACUACCUGGUGGCCUCGUCAGUCGGCCUGCUGCCCACACAGCUCCUAAACUCCUACCUGGGCACCACGCUGCGCACCAUGGAGGACGUCAUCGCAGAACAGAGCAUCAGUGGAUACCUGGUCUUCAGUCUACAGAUCAUCAUCAGUAUAGGUCUGAUGUUCUACGUGGUCCAUCGGGCCCAGGUGGAGCUGAAUGCGGCCAUCGCUGCCUGUCAGAUGGAACUGAAGACAUCACACACGAACGGCACAUCCACCAAUCACAGCGGCUUCACGUACUGCAGCAAGAGGGCGUCGGCCGGGGGUGGGAUCAUCAACGUGGUCUGAUUUAACGUCUCAAAACCCUGAUUGGACGACUGGGAUCGAACUGAACACUGAUUGGCCAGUGUAGCAUUUGUGAUAUCUGAUAGGAGUGCCCUCCACGGUGAGGAGUGAGGAGGACUUGCCAAAUAGGGAUGCUGAUUGUGUGGAUCUAUAGGGCUUGUAGGUGCAGCUGAGGGGUGCCAGGUGUUUAGUAGUCAGGUACAGUGGUGUUCUCUUCACGGACUUACGCUUCCAACACACCGACAGCGCCACUGCAUUUUACUACACCAGAAUUACAUUAAUUACCAAUGAAACGGCGUUGGGCAGCAGUGCGUUACAGAGGCAGUUGCAGUUCGUUCUGUGUGGUGAAACGGCGUUGGGCAGCAGUGCGUUACAGAGGCAGUUGCAGUUCGUUCUGUGUGGUGAAACGGCGUUGGGCAGCAGUGCGUUACAGAGGCAGUUGCAGUUCGUUCUGUGUGGUGAAACUGCGUUGUGCAGCAGUGCGUUGCAGAGGCAGUUGCAGUUCGUUCCGUGUUGUGCAGCAGUGUGGUGCAGCAGUGUGUUGCAGUUCGUUCCGUGUUGUGCAGCAGUGUGUUGCAGUUCGUUCCGUGUGGUGCAGACGGUUGAUUUAUCGAAGGUACGCGUCAAACUGUAUGAGUAGACGGCUUGACAGAAAUGGGUGCAGAAGGUGAAUGUUAAACUGUUGUUACACACACAUCCAGACGAGGCUGUCGGUGUGUUGGAAGAGUUAACCGGAGUUCUCUAUACAACACAGCUCACCAUUCAGAUCUCCGAGACCAAUGGCUUCUCUUCUACAGUGUGGGACCAGGGGCCAGUGGCUUCUCUUCUACAGUGUGGGACCAGGGGCCAGUGGCUUCUCUUCUACAGUGUGGGACCAGGGGCCAGUGGCUUCUCUUCUACAGUGUGGGACCAGGGGCCUGUGGGAUCAGGGCCAGUGGCUUCUCUUCUACAGUGUGGGACCAGGGGCCAGUGGCUUCUCUUCUACAGUGUGGGACCAGGGGCUUCUCUUCUACAGUGUGGGAUCAGGGGCCAGUGGCUUCUCUUCUACAGUGUGGGAUCAGGGGCCAGUGGCUUCUCUUCUACAGUGUGGGACCAGGGGCCAUUGGCUUCUCUUCUACAGUGUGGGACCAGGGGCCAUUGGCUUCUCUUCUACAGUGUGGGACCAGGGGCCAUUGGCUUCUCUUCUACAGUGUGGGACCAGGGGCUUCUCUUCUACAGUGUGGGACCAGGGGCCUCUCUUCUCUCCUACAGUGUGGGACCAGGGGCCAAUACGUUGAACUCAUUUAUAAAUGAUGAAAUAAAUAAAUGGUACAGCACUGAGUUUUUUUU